Molecule: messenger RNA, 627 nt
Organism: Ilex paraguariensis (yerba mate)
Lineage: Eukaryota; Viridiplantae; Streptophyta; Magnoliopsida; Aquifoliales; Aquifoliaceae
Source: the annotation of a GenBank genome assembly
AUGAUGAAUCUGUCCAACGGUUAUUCACUUUAUCUUAUUGUACUUGUGAGCUCACUUCCUAAUCUCUCUCUGUUAUCUGGUGCUGAUCCCACAGAUGGGUUCACUGAAAUUCCGUUGACAGAAGCUAAUUUUUUACUGCAGAAGCCUUAUGAUAUACCUCUUGAAGAGCGGUACAGUUACGAAAAUGGAGUUCACAAGAUGUGGGUUUAUGCUGAUGAUAAGCCACACGCCCUUGUGCAGGGGCUUGACUACUGUUCGGGAGCAUGGAAAUUCGAAGGCAAUGUUUUUGUGCCAAACGGCACCUCAGGUGCUACAAUAGUGCAGAUCCAUGGUGCAGCACAUGGAAAUACAACUAUGCUUUUAAGGAUCUACAACGGAGAAAUGAGGUACUACACUUAUGAACUCGUGGAUGCUACAAACCUCUAUGAUAAAUGGUGUAGGGUAAAUUUAAUCCACAACGUUGAUGGAGGAUUGGUUACAGUUUUUAUCGACGGCGUACAAAAGUUUGAGACUCAUGAUCAUGGCCCUGGAGACUUGUAUUUCAAAUGUGGGGUUUAUGGUGCUCCAUCAAAUAUAAGCUACUAUAUGGAGUCAAGGUGGAAAGACAUUAAAAUUUACAAAAAGUGA